AUGGUGGCCAGAGAGACGACCCAGAAGAAGCCCCAUGUAGCUGUCCUAGCCAGCCCAGGCAUGGGACACGUCACCCCUCUCCUUGAGCUAGCCAAACGACUCGUCGUUGACCACGGCUUCCAGGUCACCUUUCUUGCCAUCUCCACCGACGCACCACCUGCCCAGAUUCAGCUCCUCAACAGUUCCACCCUCCCUCCCGACCUCCACGUCAUCCACCUCCCUCAUGUCGACGUGUCAAACCUACUCACCGCCGCCACGGGCAUCUCCGUUCGUAUCAUUCUUGUCGUCCUGCAGACCCUCAGCCAUCUACCGUCAGUCCUAACCAAUAUGCAACCGCCCAUCCAAUCUCUCAUCGUCGAUCCAUUUUGCGUGGGAGCCCUCGAAUACGCCUCCGCCUUCUCCAUCCCCACGUACCUUUUCUUGACGACUUCCGCUUCGUUUACGGCGUUGACCAUGUACUUCCCUACGCUUCAUGCACAGGUUGACGGAGAUUAUUCUAAGAUCGCCGAGAAGGUUGUUGUCCCCGGUUGCAACCCCUUGUUGCUUGACGAUCUUAUCCCUGGGGUUUUGAUGCCAGAAGUCCUGCCUCUAUGCAACCGGAUUCCGUUGGUCAAGGGCGUUUUCAUAAAUACAUGGGAAGAACUUGAGCCGGUCGCCCUUGGCGCUGUUAGGAAGAAUCCUUUCUUUCUUGGUCUACCAGCACCACCGGUUUAUCCCAUCGGACCCUUGACCAAGGGCAAUGAAGAUGAACCGCUGACGUCAACACUGGAAUCGAAGAAGAUGCUGACGUGGCUGGACAAGCAGCCACCAGAUUCGGUUGUAUACGUGUCGUUUGGGAGCGGAGGGACGCUGUCUGGUGAACAGAUGAACGAGUUGGCUUGGGGACUGGAACUGAGCCAAACACGGUUCGUUUGGGUGGCGCGACCCCCGAGUGAAGUCAGUGCGUCGGGGAGCUUUUUCGAAGCCGGUUAUGAUGCGGAGGGUGCGGCGUCGUAUUUGCCAGAUGGGUUUCUGGACAGGACGAGGGAGAGGGGGCUGGUGAUAUCCUCGUGGGCCCCGCAAGUGGCGGUGCUGAGUCAUGGGUCCGUUGCUGGGUUUGUGACGCACUGCGGGUGGAAUUCUGUGUUGGAGAGCAUAGCUCAAGGUGUAGGGAUGAUUGCGUGGCCUCUGUACGCUGAGCAGAGCAUGAACGCGAGGAUUCUGGUGGAUAUGGGAGUGGCUGUGUGGCCGAAGCCGGCUGGGGAGAGAGCAGUGGUGGGGCGAGGUGAGGUUGAGAGGGUGGUGAGGUCUGUUAUGGAAGGUGAACAAGGAAAGGCGAUGAGGCAGAAGGUGAUAGAGCUUCAAGGUACUGCAUUCAAAGCUUUGGGUUUAGGCGGGUCGUCUAAUGCAUCGCUGGCAGGCCUGGCGGACGAAUGGAGGGCGGGAGGCUCACUUUGA
Molecule: messenger RNA, 1437 nt
Organism: Prunus dulcis (almond)
Lineage: Eukaryota; Viridiplantae; Streptophyta; Magnoliopsida; Rosales; Rosaceae
Product: UDP-glycosyltransferase 72E1-like
Exons: 1
Coding region: 1-1437 (478 amino acids)
Molecular function (GO): UDP-glycosyltransferase activity
Source: RefSeq, a predicted model, not a curated record